AGUUCUUGCUCGAUUCCACUGUCGAUCGUCGGCUGUGGCGGACAUUUGGUGGAACCAGACUUUUGUUAUGUGCCUGUGUCAGCGUGAAGUGUUUGAGUUUUGUGCGUUAUGUUACCUGGGAACGGUUAGUGUACUUGAAGAGCCAAGUUUUGUGUGACGAAGUAUUUCGCAAAAAAUUCCCACACCAUCUAGGUUUCAAUUCAUUCAGUCGCGUGUCCGUGAACGGGUCUUGUGAAAAUUAUAGUUCCCAAAUGAUACUGAAUCGCGUGGAAAUUGAAAAAAAUAUCAAGCGAAGAUUUGGUACCAACUGAUACAAAAACUACGUUACUUUAAAUAUUUUCAACUAAAAUCAACAACAUGUUCAAGCUUACUGGAGCACUAUUUCUACUGGUGGUGCACCUAGCACGUGCUAACCUGGCCGCCGAAAGUACUGUAACGUCAGCAAAGCUCAUCAACGCUCCGCCACCAUUGCCCACUACAUCUCUCGGUAGCCUUUAUCGAAGUGCCAGAGAUGACUACAACUCAAGAAGACACUGUUCAAAUUGUGGACCAGGAUAUGAACGCGAUAUGCGCAGCUAUGGACGCCCUACUGGUAUUACAGGAUACUACAGUGGUAUGGGUCCAAUAGAAGAUGACCGAAACUGGUACUAUCGUCCGGAAAGCUUUGAUGAUCGUUACCGGGGUGCAGGAAUGCACGCAUCGUACUCGGGAUCAUAUCGCCAGUCUCCGUAUAUGGGAUACGAAUAUGAUCGCUAUAUGAAUCGUCCAGAUGAUCGAGGAUAUGGGUAUGGUUACCCAGCCAUGGCAAUGCGAGCCGGCUACUAUGAUGGAGGCGUCAGUCGAAUGCCGUACUAUCCGGAAAUGAUGCGCGGCUAUGGUUAUCGUGGCAACGGAUACGAUAAUCUUGAUCCACAUUACGAGUACUACAUGACACAACGUGGUGGAGGUAGUCCUAUUGGAAUGAACAACAGGGAUCGAAUGUAUGGCAAUCAAGGUAUCUAUGACGAUCGUAUGAGCUACGGUGGACAGUACGACCAGAAGAAUUUCCGACCUUGGGAUCAAACAUACAGAGGAAUUUCUGGUUUUGAUAAUUCUGGACGUGGUUAUUAUUUUGCAAGUCGUCCAUCUUCUCCAUCACAACCACCACUAUCAUCACCUUCAUCCCCCUUGUCUGCACAUGCAUCACACCAUGCCCACUCACAUCAAGCGUCGGAAUCAGGCUACGGAGAUCAACACAACGGUCACGAUCAACGUCCUGCAGAUCAUGCGAAUUCUGCUAACUAUCGUCCAGUAGCACCUGCACAUCAUCAACAUCAAUACACUGGAUCGGAUCGCCCCGAUUAUGAGCCAUCGGACUAUACGCAAAACUGUUGUAAAAAUCGCCACCCAGAAACAGUUUCUCACGGCCACACAAAUCAAGGCAGUUCUUACGCUGGACACAACUCCCCGGGGCCCAGUGCAGGAAUUUAUGGUAGUGGGGCAGGUGCUCAAAGACCCUCCAAUUCUGCUGGUAGCUGGCAUUACGCUAGUAGCGGAACUACGGGCUCCGGCAGUGGUAGCCAUGGUGUGAGCAGUGGCCAUGUUGGGGUAAAUAUUAACACUCAUGGAUCUUACGGUGAGGCUCAUAGCGCUCCAGGACAAUAUUCAGGAGGAGGAGGAGGAGGUAGUGCUACUGCCCAUGAGUACGGGACCAAUCGUGGUAGCGAUAAUCGUCGAGAAACAGAUCACCGACAACAAAGCGUUGCCUAUGGUGGACGUCCGCGGCCAGCGUCACUAGGGGACACCAGCUACCUGAUGGAUCGUGAUAACAAUCAGAGCAAUAGAGUUUCCUUGGGUCAGGAAUCCGAACGAACUAUUGACGACGAUAGCGAUACGCGUGCCAAAUCAGACAAUAGAUCCUCUGCAUCUGAUGUACCAAAGGAUAAAGACGGAAUUGUUGAAAGUGUCGAAAGUACCGAGUCAGAAAACAAAACUCCAAACGCAUAACGCUUGGUAACGGUAGCAAUAGAAUGACUCAGGAUACGGAAUAAAUUCAACAGCCUCGCGCAAAGACGGCUUGCAUGGCACAACAGAAGCCAACGGUAGUAUCUUCGGAAUUCUCAGAUCCUUCUAUCAACGCUGGAUGCUGAGGGAAUAACACGGUAAAACUAAAACACAGGGCAAGAAAAUGAACAAUGACACAGUCUCUCUGUCCAGGGAUGGUGUGUUUUUCUUCAUUUCCAACUACCAACGAUCUUCUAAGCCCACCUAUGUCCUCCAGUACGUAGCAUUUUAGGCAUAAGGUUAUUUAUAAGUCAAAUAAAGCUCUCAAAAAUCA
Anopheles arabiensis is the source of this 2317-nucleotide messenger RNA. RefSeq names its product hornerin. The transcript has 6 exons. NCBI's taxonomy places the organism in Eukaryota, Metazoa, Arthropoda, Insecta, Diptera, Culicidae. The record is from RefSeq and is a predicted model, not a curated record. Bases 358 to 1986 code for a protein of 542 amino acids.